AAGGUAACCAUUUCAGCCGGUUUUGUGUAACGUGUGCCGGCUGUGGCAGAGACUUUUGCGCUUAGUUUUUAGACAUGGCGACCCUCCGCGUGACUGCUCCUGUGACGGCCGUGCGCGCCAGUGUGCGCAGUGCAAAGCCGAUCCUGCCUGCUCGGGCUUCCAUCAGGGCUUUGACUGUCCGCGCUCAGGCGAGCAAGGAGCAGGAUGCCUUCAAGUUCGGCACCGUUACUGCGCUGUCCACGGUCGCCUCGUCGUGGAUGCUGGCUGGCCACGCGAACGCUGCUGCUGAGCUGUCGACCAUUGCUGCCAGCGACAACCGCAUUGGCAUCAUUGCGACCCUCUUCGUGCCCGUUCUUGGCUGGGUGGCGUUCAACAUCCUGGGCUCUCUGCAGGCGCAGCUCGACCAGAUGAGCGACAAGAAGCGCGCUAUCCCAGCUGCUAUUGGCCUCGGCGCUGCCGCUUCGAUGCUGAUGGCCCAGUCGGCUGACGCCGCGACCGAGAUUUCCACCCUCGCUGCCAGCGACAACCGCCUCGGCAUCAUUGCCACUCUGUUCGUGCCCAUGCUUGGCUGGGUGGCAUUCAACAUCUGGGGCUCUGCGCAGGCGCAGCUUGACCAGAUGAGCGAGAAGAAGCGUGCUAUCCCAGCUGCUAUCGGCCUCGGCGCUGCCGCUUCGAUGCUGAUGGCUCAGUCGGCUGACGCCGCGACCGAGGUCUCGACCAUUGCUGCCAGCGACAACCGCAUUGCCAUCAUUGCGACUCUCUUCGUUCCCGUCCUUGGCUGGGUGGCGUUCAACAUCCUGGGAUCUCUGCAGGCGCAGCUUGACCAGAUGAGCGACAAGAAGCGCGCUAUCCCAGCUGCUAUUGGCCUCGGCGCUGCCGCUUCGAUGCUGAUGGCCCAGUCGGCUGACGCCGCGACCGAGAUUUCCACCCUCGCUGCCAGCGACAACCGCAUUGGCAUCAUUGCCACUCUGUUUGUGCCCGUGCUUGGCUGGGUGGCGUUCAACAUUCUGGGCUCUGCGCAGGCGCAGCUUGACCAGAUGAGCGCCAAGAAGUAAAGCUGGAACGACUUUUUGCAACAAGGACCCAUGGGUCUGUCGUGAUAGCACCUUAGGAGUUUUGUUCCGUUGCCUGAGUGUAGGCGUGGACAAGUCAGCGGCGUAGGUGCCCUGGAGUUAAGCCGCGCUGUUGCUGUGUCCUGAGUUGUUGGACUGAGGGUGUUUGCCUGGCUGGCCAGACUGGUUAAGUGUCAAGGUUGAGAGGUCAAGGUGCAUGGUACCAUUUAGCACGCAUGGGGUUGCUGACGGUCCUGCAUUGCUGCAGUUUUCCUGGUGUGGCGGCAAUGGCCUGCUUGUCGUUCCAAACUGAUUCGUGGAUGGAGGGUUGAAUCGAGCCAAUUGUUGUGUUGAUUCUGUCUGGCGAGUAACGGAUGCCAUGCAAGCGGUAGGCAUCUUGCCUUGUGUAGUGCAGGGAGAGAAGACUCGGACGAACCAUAUACAUACAUGUUAGAUCGCAGCUCUGUUCCUGGCGUAUCUCCCCGCCAUCACCCCCAAUAAACCACCCUGAGAAGAGAAUUUCAAGAUCGUUACUUAUUGAAGUGCAGCUGCCAAAG
This is a messenger RNA of Astrephomene gubernaculifera, 1609 nucleotides long. Lineage: Eukaryota; Viridiplantae; Chlorophyta; Chlorophyceae; Chlamydomonadales; Astrephomenaceae. The record is from the annotation of a GenBank genome assembly.